AUGGCUGAGGAAACCCGCGAGGAUCCGCAGCGAUCGGCGGUGCGGGUUCGCUCUCCCGACGAAGAGGUCGAACCCGCUAGAUCCCAAGAUGUCGCCGGGUCGCUCAAGAAACCGUCCAAGAAUGAGCGCGAUGAUCUUUGCGAGGCAGCGCAGAAGGAAUUAAAGAACUUGUCCAUCAGCAUGCGACGAUCGAAGAUGCAGUGCAAUCGAAUGGAGAACUUCGCUUUUGAUCCAAUGUCGUUACCUGCAUCAAGAGUUCCUUCUCGGGAUUCAGGACAUUCUGCCACUCCGGUUCAGACUCCCUCAGGUGCUACCUCUCCUCGACUUGGCUCAUCCAUGGCAUCCGUCAACUCCCCUCCACUUACACCAGCUGGAUCAGGCCCCGAAAGAAAAGGAGCUUCCCAGGACGAGGGCCUCCCAAGAAUAUCAGUCCGAAACGACGCAGGAACAAUGACUCCUGAAAUAUCUCCGCCCCACGAGCGUCCUCCGACAAAGGUGACCCCUCAACAGGAAUCCCGACCGGGCGCAUCGACGCAACCACGAUCUGCAGCCGCCAACGCACGCCUUACCGCUGUCGUUCAACCGCGCCCGCGAUCGAUGGUGGAAAUGUCCGGUGUUGUGGCGCCCCAUCCUGCGGAAUAUCGCAACUCCAUGGCGGGCCCUGCAGGCGAUUCGCUACCCCCGUCUCAUGACGGAAGUCCCGCCAACACCCCUGGAGCGGUCACCCCGCCCGGCGCACGCUCCCCAUACCAACGUCCCUUCACACCGCAAGGCGAUCCAAACGAUCCAUAUGCGCGCGGAAAACGUCCCGUGCAAAAUCGAGAUCUCGAUACGAUCGACCCCAGGUUUGUCUUCGGGGUCCGCGACCGCAGCCAACGCCGCGACCCCAUUUCAGCCUCGUCAUCCAACGUCCCUCGAUCAAAAGGCGGAACGGAACCCACCCAUCAAAAUGAGAAGCGCCCUGGUUUUCUUGGUGGCAGUCACCAUCGCGACGAGUCCAGCUCAUUCCACCUCAGCGAAAAGAAACAUGGGUCUAUGUCCGAUCUGAAGCGCUUUUUCAAGUUUGGAUCCCAUAAGAAAGAUAAAGACAAAGGCCAUAAGAAGUCUGGUCACUCGUCGUCGAGUAGCUCGCUGCGGGGCAGCCGACCUACGACCGGAGACCGGAAAUCAUCGUCAAAUUCGACCGGAACGUUCAAUAUGCCCUUCGCAGACGACAUGAGCUUAGAAUCGAAAUACGGAAAGUUUGGCAAGGUCCUGGGCUCUGGGGCGGGGGGAUCGGUCCGCAUCAUGAAGCGCCAGUCGGACGGAGUCACCUUCGCCGUCAAACAGUUCCGAGCUCGACAUACCUACGAGAGCGAGAAAGAAUAUAGCAAGAAAGUCACCGCCGAGUUCUGUAUCGGGAGCACGUUGCACCAUGGCAACCUCAUCGAGACCAUGGACAUCAUUCAUGAGAAGGGGAACUGGUACGAAGUCAUGGAAUACGCACCCUACGACCUAUUCGCGAUCGUAAUGACGGGAAAGAUGAGUCGAGAGGAGAUCACAUGCGCCACGCUUCAGAUCCUCAAUGGCGUCACCUAUUUGCACAAUAUGGGGCUAGCGCAUCGAGACUUGAAGUUGGAUAACGUCGUCGUCAACGAGCAUGGGAUCAUGAAGAUUAUCGAUUUUGGCAGUGCCGCCGUUUUCCGAUAUCCCUUCGAGAAUGGUGUGGUCACGGCAUCCGGCAUUGUCGGCUCCGAUCCAUACCUUGCUCCUGAAGUCUAUGAUCUCCCCAAAUACGACCCGCAGCCAACCGACGUCUGGUCUCUCGCCAUCAUCUUCUGUUGCAUGACCCUCCGUCGCUUCCCAUGGAAACAACCUCGCCUCUCCGACAACUCCUACAAACUGUUCGUUGCGGACCCAGACGAAGAAUCAAGAAAAGCGCUCUCACAGCUGGCUUUAAAAUCUGCACUUGAAAAUCCCAAUCCAUAUAACCCCACAGAACGCUUCCCUCCUACCCGCUCCGACCCCAAUACUAAUAUCCAAAACCCGGACCAACCUCGAAUUCACGUCCCCGAAACCCCUCCGACCAACACCGCCUCCACACAACCGCAAACCCAGCCCGCACAACCGCAACAAAUCAAGGGGCGCUGGCGUCUCCUCCGCCUCCUUCCCCGCGAAACCCGCCACAUUAUCAGUCGCAUGCUCGAACUCGACCCUCUCCGCCGCGCCACCCUCGCCGAGAUCUGGGAGGACCGCUGGGUCAAAACCGCCUUCUACGGCGACAACGAAGGGGGGACGAUUAUCCGCGGGUUGGGACAUACGCAUGUGCUGGAGCCGGGGAGUAGCGGCGGGGAUGAUAAGGGAGGGAAGUGA
This is a messenger RNA of Eremomyces bilateralis CBS 781.70, 2352 nucleotides long. RefSeq names its product Pkinase-domain-containing protein. Bases 1 to 2352 code for a protein of 783 amino acids. The transcript has 5 exons. Gene Ontology annotation, biological process: protein phosphorylation; intracellular signal transduction. NCBI's taxonomy places the organism in Eukaryota, Fungi, Ascomycota, Dothideomycetes, Eremomycetales, Eremomycetaceae. Gene Ontology annotation, molecular function: ATP binding; protein serine/threonine kinase activity. The record is from RefSeq and is a predicted model, not a curated record.